GACUAUGUCUUUGUCAAUGGGAAGGAAAUGAAAGGCAAGGUGAACGUGGUGGUAAACUUCACCUACCAGCACCUGAGCAGCCCUCUGGAGAUGACGGUGUGGGUUCCCCGGCUCCCGCUGCAGAUUGAGGUCUCAGACACCGAGCUCAACCAGAUCAAGGGCUGGAGGGUGCCCAUCAUCUCCAACAAAAGGCCAGCUCGCGACAGCGAGGAAGAGGAGGACGACGACAGGAGGGGGGGUCGCGGCUGCACGCUCCAGUACCAGCAUGCCAUGGUGCGGGUCUUGACACAGUUUGUGGCCGAGGCGGCCGACCGCGGCGGACACCUGGCCCACCUGCUGGGCUCAGACUGGCAGGUGGACAUCACGGAGCUAGUGAAUGACUUCAUGCAGGUAGAGGAGCCCCGGAUUGCCAAGCUGCGAGGGGGACAAGUCCUGAUUGGCCAGGAGCUUGGGAUGACCACCAUUCAGAUCCUGUCACCUCUGUCAGAUGCCAUCUUGGCAGAAAAGACCAUCACCGUGCUAGAUGAGAAGGUGACCAUCACAGACCUUGGGGUCCAGCUGGUGACAGGGCUGUCACUCUCCCUACAGCUCAGCCCAGGGAGCAACAAAGCCAUCUUUGCUACUGCAGUGGCUCAGGAGCUUCUGCAAAGACCCAGACAGGAAGCAGCCAUCAGUUGCUGGGUCCAGUUCAGUGAUGGCUCCAUCACCCCCUUGGAUAUCUACGAUGGGAAAGACUUCUCCCUGGUGACCACAUCCCUGGAUGAGAAAGUGGUCUCCAUCCACCAAGACCCCAAAUUCAAGUGGCCUGUAAUCGCUGCUGAAACAGAAGGGCAGGGUGCUCUGGUGAAAGUUGAGAUGAUCAUUAGCGAAUCGUGCCAGAAAUCCAAGCGGAAGAGUGUGCUGGCUGUGGGAACAGCCAAUGUCAAAGUUAAGUUCGGCCAAAAUGAUGCUAACCCCAACGCCAGUGACAGCAGAUACACUGGGUCAGGAGUUCACCUAGAAGAUAAUGUCGGUGACAGAAGAGCCAAAAAACCCUCUCAAGAAUGGGGGAGUCAGGGGGGACAGUCCUAUGGCAGUUCUUCCAUGGGGCUCGUGGAAGGAAGAGGAUCUACAACAGAGAAGUCAACGUUCCAGAGAAAGAACAGCCAGGGAAGCCUCUUAAUUGAUGACAGCCAUCUGCAGACCAUCCCCAUCGACCUCACCAGCUUCCCCACCCAGGGGGACCUGCCCAGAGACAAUGGGGAGAUGGACGAGAAUGGCCUCACCCAGGCAUCCAAAGGGCUGAGUGACCUGGAGAUCGGCAUGUACGCUCUGCUGGGGGUCUUCUGUCUGGCCAUUAUGGUCUUCCUCAUCAACUGCGUGGCCUUUGCGUUGAAGUACAGGCGCAAACAGGUUCCCUUCGAGGAGCAAGAAGGUAUGAGUCACUCCCACGACUGGGUUGGGUUGAGCCACCGGUCGGAACUGCUGGAGAUCCACACGAACUUUGCGUCCUCCCAGGAUGAGCAGAUCACUGCCAUUGACAGGGGCAUGGAUUUUGAAGAGAGUAAGUAUCUCCUCAGCACAAACUCCCAGCAGAGCAUCAAUGGGCAGCUGUUCAAAUGCUCGGGACCCCCAGUUGCUGAUGGGAAGGAUCAGAAAAGUGAGCCCCCAGCGUCCCCUACCUCGAAACGGAAAAGAGUAAAAUUCACCACGUUCACCACCAUCCCCUCGGAUGAAGGAUGUCCCACUGUGAACUCCAUAUCGACCAGUGGUGAGGAUGUGAGCUGGGUCUGCCAGGACCUGGACCCUGAGGAGAGCAGACAGCCACACAGCUACAUGGAAAGGUUACAUGAGGAUGUGUAGCCGGACACUUGCAGACGCUGGUUCUCACUCACCUCUCAGCCUUUAAUUUGGGGAUGUGUGGCAAGGGUGCCCCCGGGAAAGAGCGAAGUGACAGGACCACAUAAGAUCGCCCCGAUAUCAGGAGCGCCCUGCUAGACAACACCUAUCCCUUGUCAGGAUUGAUGCACACGUUCUGGCAUCCAGUGUCUUGGCCGGUGUUACGAGGCGGAUUGUGCACCGCAAGAUUUUUAAAACUUGGAAGAAAAAAUGAGUUCUGAAUCACUGAGCUUCUGAGAGGUUCCAGGAGAGAACAGCCCCCUCUGUCCGCCCCUCGCUUUCUCUCUUUAAUCAAAGCCCUGUGGAUGUUGUGGAAUCCACGUGGGUCCAGAAUUCACUAUCCGCAGACUGCAGAAGAACUCCAAGACUCAGGGGCCUCGAUGGGAGUGGAUGGAUGGGAGGCAGUGAGUGAUGUGAGCCGAGGCACACAUCCCAUCGCGAGUGGGACCAGGGGCAGCGUCCUGAGUGUGGGCAGCUCCCAGCGGGUGUCACGGCGGGAUGUCAUCUUCCCUAGACCCAGGCACUGCGGCUGCUGACAGGCAUUGAAGGGGAGCACAUGGGCAAGUAGGCCACAAAUCUUUUUGUAACUAGAUAAUCCAGAACAAACGAACAAACCCUCUGGGCAAUGCGGGGCAUUUCUUUCUUUAUAAACGAGGGAUAUCGGGCACAGGAUGUCAAUCCUGUUCAAAGAACCAGGCUUUGGGGGGCAAGAUCGCUGUGUUUGAAUCUGUACUCCGCUGCCCUGCCAGCUUUCUAAAAGCUGCCGCUCACCCGUAGGCACUGGGUGCCUUUCCAGCACCCACCCUCUCCCCGUGGCCUGUGCAUCAGUUCCAGGUGACAUUCUGCAGUGGGCCCACCAGGCAAACAUCACUCGUGUCCUUUCCUUGAAGAGGCGGAUCUUAGAGGAGAAGUGGUUGUCACGGCGAAUUCAACACCAAGGGACACUGGUCCCUCUGCUCCUCUGGAAGGACCGGAGAGCCGUUUUGUGACGGCCCUGUGGACGGCCACACCAGGUCUCCGUCCACACUGGGUCCCCCCAGACCCAGCUGCAGAGAUUAACAUGGGUGUCGGUGUGGUGUGCGGGGUGCUGGGGAGCUGGGGUGAGCUGGGGCCCGCCGUGCUGCAGGUGGGCCUCAGGAGGUCCAUCCAUACCCCUGUGCAGGCUUGGACAGAUGGAGGGACAGAGGUGCCCACCCUUGGAGAGAGAGGGAGGCCCUGCCUGUCCUGAGAGCUUUAAUGUGGUUGUUUGAAAUCAGAGUGAUUUUGAAUGUGUCCCAAACUCCCUGCACAGGUAUGGAGCUGGUAAGAAGGCAGGUGUGGGGAGGGAGGAGCGGGUUCCUGUCCCGGCUCCAGCUCCCACCAAGGCGGGAGGAGCAGGAGGUCCCAGGCAAGGAGGGCCAGACCCAGAGAGCACAGCAGGGGGAGCACAGCGAGGCCGGCUCUCUCCCAGUCCUUGCCCUCUGUCACUUUGUCUUUCUGCUCCCUGAUGCUCUUCUCUGCUUUCUCUCCUUCUCUCUGUGUCUCUGUCUCUCCCUGACCCUACUUCUCUGCUUCCUCUGUGUCUCUCCCUCCCCCUUCUCAUUUCCUUCUUCUUCUCCCCUUCCUCCUUCCUCACACCCCCUCUCUAAUGAAUAUAAUUGAAUUCCCCUUAGAUCACGGGUGUCACUUCCACCAGCUCAGCCUUCCCACCUUAGCACCCCCUAAAUGAGGUGCUCCCCAUUUGCUCUUCCACUGGGAUUCCAGCAGCCCUGAGCCACCUGCUCCCGUCCCCGAGUCUACUCACCUUGUCUGGUUGGGCGAUGACACUGUCAGCCCUUCUCCAUGACUCUCCUUUGCUUUCGGUCGACCUCCUGAUAUUUCUUUCCCUUCGUACCUGCGUGAUGUCCAAUUUCAUGUGGCAGCUGCUGCCCACUCUCACAUCCACCCCCCUGCAGAAUGUACUGUAGAUCGUAAGAAUGUAAUAUAUGUUUAUACACUUACUGACUGUAAAUAUAAAGUUUGCAUUCAGCGGCUUUAUGGCUGUCCUUUGUUUUUCUACACACUGAAACCUUCCGAGGGGCUGGCGCCCGAUUGCAGAUGGCUCUCCAAAUGCUGUGGCUUUUGGUAAAUGAAAAUGCAGAUUUAAGGAUCCCAGC
This is a messenger RNA of Nyctereutes procyonoides (raccoon dog), 4013 nucleotides long. It is a transcript of the gene TMEM132D, whose product is annotated as transmembrane protein 132D. The transcript is spliced from 4 exons. Bases 28 to 1842 code for a protein of 604 amino acids. The record is from RefSeq and is a predicted model, not a curated record. Lineage: Eukaryota; Metazoa; Chordata; Mammalia; Carnivora; Canidae.